CACCAAACAAACAGAUAAUAAAUAUUAAAAAAAAAACAUAAAAUAAAAAAAAAUAAAAAUUGUUUCUGCGUUGCUCUGUUCUUCUUCUUCUCUGUCGUUUCGUUCCUUCCAUCUUUGGAUUUUUGCAGACAACUACUACGUGAUGGGUUUUCUUCACAAGCUCUGGGACGAAACGCUGGCGGGACCCGCACCUGAAACGGGUCUGGGCAAGCUCCGCAAGUAUAAUUCUCUUUCCGCCGUCGGAGUUCGGUCUACGGCGGCGGAGGAUGUCCCCAUCAGCCGCAGCAUCACCAUUGUUCGCACCCAAUCUGGUUUUAGAACUACCUCCUCCGCCGCCUCGGAACCUGCCUCUCCUUCUCCCCCUUUCACCCCUCGCACCCCACGUACCCCGGAGACGCCUGGCGGUGAUUUUAAGAAGUUCACGAGGAAAAAAUCGUCAGCUGUGGAGAGCGCCGAGCUUAGAAGUCCGACCAUUUACGAUUGGAUAAUUAUGAGUGCUUUGGAUCGUUGUUGAGAGAGGAAGUGAGAUGUUCAUUCGGCAGAGGCAGAGGGAUUCCGUUUCCUGUACAUAUACAACAAUAACAACACAGAUUCCAAUUUCCAAUGGGAAUCAUAUCCUAUUGCACAUUAUGCUUCUUAUAUUUUAUUAUUACAUAUGUAUAUAUUAUAUAAUAUCUAUGAGUACCUGUUUAUAUCAAAUGGCUCAGAUGAUGCAGAUUGAGCCAAUGCUUCUAGGAUUCUGAGGAUGUAAAGGAGUAAAAAGCCAGCUUCUGCAUAUAUUUGUACAUAUUGUUUUGUUUUUCAUUACUGUGUUUUUGGCUGAUUGUAAAUAUGGAUUUUGUACUUUGAUAUGUCUAUCAAUGAAACUCAGUGAAGCUUUAUAUAUA
Messenger RNA from Lotus japonicus, 887 nucleotides. RefSeq names its product dormancy-associated protein homolog 4. Lineage: Eukaryota; Viridiplantae; Streptophyta; Magnoliopsida; Fabales; Fabaceae. Bases 143 to 514 code for a protein of 123 amino acids. The record is from RefSeq and is a predicted model, not a curated record. The transcript is spliced from 3 exons.